GGGGGGGCCGGCCCCGGUACGGCGGCCGGGAGGGACCGGGAGGGACCGGGAGCCACCGGCGCCGGGCGGAGCCAUGGAGGUGCAGUCCUACUACACCAAACUGCUGGGGGAGCUGAACGAGCAGCGCAAGCGGGACUUCUUCUGCGACUGCAGCAUCAUCGUGGAGGGCCGGAUCUUCAAGGCGCACAAGAACAUCCUGUUCGCCAACAGCGGCUACUUCCGAGCGCUGCUCAUCCACUACAUCCAGGACAGCGGCCGCCACAGCACCGCCUCCCUCGACAUCGUCACCUCCGACGCCUUCUCCGUCAUCCUGGACUUCCUCUACUCCGGGAAGCUCGACCUGCGCGGCGAGAACGUGAUCGAGGUGAUGUCGGCCGCCAGCUACCUGCAGAUGACCGACGUGGUCAACUUCUGCAAGGCCUACAUCAGGUCCUCCCUGGACAUCUGCAGGAAGAUGGAGCGGGAGGCGGCUCUCUACCAGGCGGACAGCGGGAGCUCGGCCAGGGAGGGCCCGUCCCUCGGGCUCAGGGGUCAGGGCGCUGCCCCUGGCUCGUCCCUGCAGGACGAGGAAGGGGUUCCGGGCUGCCAGCGGGACCCCCCGUGCGGGGACUGCAGCGGCUGCCACCCCCUGGAGCUGGUGGUGCGGGACCCCCGGGAUGGGGGGAACCCCUCGCUGCCCGGGGGGGUGGAACCCAAGGUGGAGUUGGAGCCCGAUGACGAAGGGGAGGCGGAGGAGAGGCUGCCCCCGUGCCCCGCCCCGCUGUCCCUGGAGCACGGGGAGGAGGGGCAGCCCGUGGACCUGGCCUGCAACAGCUACCACAUGAAGCAGUUCCUGGAGGCCCUGCUGCGCAACAGCUCGGCCCAGAGGAAGGAGGACGUGGUGGUGCAGCACUUGGUGAGGGGGUUGGAGGGCAGGACGGAGGACGCAGGGGUGGCCGUGAGCUCCAUGGUGGACAUUCACAGCGACUGGUAUGGUGAGGACACAGGUGACGUGCUGGUCGUGCCAAUCAAGCUGCACAAGUGCCCCUUCUGCCCCUACACGGCCAAGCAGAAGGGCAUCCUGAAGAGGCACAUCCGCUCGCACACCGGGGAGAGGCCCUACCCCUGCGAGACCUGUGGGAAGCGCUUCACCCGCCAGGAGCACCUGCGGAGCCACGCCCUGAGCGUUCACCGCUCCAACAAGCCCAUCAUCUGCAAGGGCUGCAGGAGGACCUUCACCAACAGCCUGUCCCCGGGGCUGCGGCGCUUCGGGCUCUGCGACAGCUGCACCUGCGUCACCACCACCCACGAGGACCCUGCGCCCAUCAACCUCAGCCUGGUGGAGACGGCCUCGGAGGGCCAGGACAAGGGGGAUGCCGACAGUGACUGGCCCAUCUACGUGGAGUCCGGCGAGGAGAACGACCCGGCCGACGAGGAGGAGGAGGGCGAUGACAAGCGGGAAAUCCACAGGAGUUUGUCGGACAGGGAGUCGCUGAUGUAGCAGUGGGAGAGGGAGCACGGGAGAGACUGCUCGUUAGCCCCCAGUUUGGUGACACUGUGCUGGGUUUUUAUUCUUUUUUUUCUCAGUGGGAAUUUUUAAUGCUUUUUUAAGUUUUCAGUGCUGUGCACCAGAAGUCUGUGCAGGGUUUCCUGUCUGGGCUUCGCAGAGCUUGGACUUGAGUGAUUUCUCUGCCUCUCUGGUUUUGAUUUUGCAGGUGGAACAUCUCGGUGUUGCUUUGAUGACAGGUUUCUUCAAGCAGUGCUGUUGUGGUCCUCAAUCCCUGUCCUGAAUGGGGCACCACCUUCUCUCUGAAGAUGACAUGAAAUGUAGUUUACAUCUCUUACCUUGGGACUUUUUAAUUAAACUGUGAUCCUUCUGUGCUAGGACAGAAUUACCUAAACUGUAAACCAGGAGUGUUUGCUCGGGCUGGGUCUGACCUGGAAACCAGGGCAGAAAAACCAGGAUAACAAAAAUAUGCUGCUGCUGAAAGGGUAGACAGUAGGAAUAGCUGUACUUCACGUGUCCUUAACUGCAGGAUUUCGGAGAUCAAGUUUCUCUUCCUGAAUUUUUACUGCAUCUUACCCCAGUUAUUUAUUUCUUUUUAAAAAACCCAAACCCUCCAUUGUUGACCUCCUGUUUCUUUGCUGGGAUAGCUCAAGGUUUUCAAAGGGUGAGAUUUGUUACCUUUUCAGUAGCCAGUUGAUAUAAGCUAUCAAAAAACCAGGCUGGGAAGCUUUGGAUGAAAACCCACCACCAACAGAAAGCCUGUUUGCUUUUAGGGGUGACCUCCUGUUCCCUAAGGAGGGGACAAAACUGAGAUUAUACUGUGAAAUAUGACUGUUAAUGCUUCUUUACCCUGCUGUUCAUAAGUGUUCCACGAAAAGGCAAAUUUUGUGAGUCCUUCUAGCUGGAGCAAAGGCUGGACCAGAAGUCUGCAGACAGAUUUGGCUGACGAAGAACGAGCAGUUCCUCCCACUUAAGACAAGUGUUUCUUGAGGCUUUUGGAGUAAAGAGUUCACUCUUGGCAAACCUAAAAAAAAAAAAACACAAACAAAGAGGAUGUCUGUGCAGGGAUGUCUGCAGAGACCUUUUUUCCUUCAACCUGCUGUCUCUUUGGUCUUAGAGAUUGUUCUUGUGUGUCUUUGUGCCUAGAGAAUGGAGCUGGGAGGGGUGAGGGGAGGGGGGGGUUGGCUGUGCACAUUCCACGUGGAAAGUCCCCACCAAACUCGUGUUUCCUGUUGGAAUUGUCAUAUUGUGCUGCUUUGUUUCCUAUGGAGUCCUUCAGCCUUUGUGGUAGAAGAGGAUAAAUAGUUUAUCCACAUUCUUGUGAGACCUGGGGGGGGAGGGGGAUGUUCACGUAAAUCUGUUUUUCUUGUGCUUUCCACUUCGUUUUUUGGGUGUUUUUCCCUGAAAUCUUCCGUUGUAGAUGCAGCCUCUACGAGCUUUGAGAAGAUGAUGCAGCUGUUUUGAAAUGGUGCUCGAUGGAGAAUCCAAAAUAACGUUUUUAGGGAAGUUAUUUCCGAUACAAUCUCUUUCUCAAAGGUUUCUGAAGGCCGUGCAGGGCGACAUUAUCUUCCAGUCUUAGCUCGAUGUACUUGACUUUGUUUAGGAAUGUACAUUUUAAUGUAUUUUUGCACAUGACUGCACUGUAUUUCACUGGAGGAAUACAUGCUGCACUGGGAUUUGGAGCUCAUUUUAACCUCUUGGUGCAAGCCCUUGUAAAUCUUCCAGACGUGGUCAUUUGGUUUCCUGAUGUUUUGUAAGACAGUUUCAUAACUGAAGUCCUUUAGUCCAGUUACAAUGACAAAUUCUUAUAAAACUGAACCUUCUUUGUAGAAGUGACUGAACUAUAUUUGUGGAUCUUGGAGCAUUCUGGAGUUUUUUUGAUUGUCUAGAAAAUAAAACUCUCCGAGAGGGUUGCUUUGA
This is a messenger RNA of Myiozetetes cayanensis, 3406 nucleotides long. RefSeq names its product zinc finger and BTB domain containing 8B (gene ZBTB8B). Gene Ontology annotation, biological process: regulation of transcription by RNA polymerase II. NCBI's taxonomy places the organism in Eukaryota, Metazoa, Chordata, Aves, Passeriformes, Tyrannidae. The record is from RefSeq and is a predicted model, not a curated record. The coding region runs from base 74 to 1480 and encodes 468 amino acids. Gene Ontology annotation, molecular function: protein binding; DNA-binding transcription factor activity, RNA polymerase II-specific; RNA polymerase II cis-regulatory region sequence-specific DNA binding. The transcript is spliced from 4 exons.